Acaulospora colombiana is the source of this 711-nucleotide messenger RNA. The record is from the annotation of a GenBank genome assembly. Lineage: Eukaryota; Fungi; Glomeromycota; Glomeromycetes; Diversisporales; Acaulosporaceae.
AUGACAAGUCUUGUUGAUUCAACUGAACGUAUUUACUACCGUGACACCUACCUAGACAAGCUGGAAGCAAAGAUUGUCGGAGUGGGAAAGGACGAAGAAGGCGAUUAUGUCAUCUUUGAUAAAACUAUUUUUCAUCCGCAAGGAGGUGGCCAACCUGAUGACCAAGGAUAUAUUGAACUGAAGGGCAGGCAAUUUGCCAUCAAGAAACUAUGGGCCUCACGAAAUCCCGAUGAGCAACCUUACUUGGUGAAGCAUUAUUACGAAAAGGAUGCCGUAUUUAACAUGGAGGAGCAAGUCAACGAAACAGCCUUACAAACAAUCAACAUGGAAGCUCGCAAACUUUUCGCUCGUUAUCAUUCUGCUGGGCAUUUGUUGUCGAACGCGGUCAACAAAUUGUAUCCUGGUAUUGACGGUUGCAAUGGAAAUCAUUUUCCAAAGACAGCUUUUGUAAUUUUCGAAGGGAGUCCCUUGCCUAAUCUUCAAGAGUUGAAGCAGAAACUAGGCGAACAGGUUAAUGAAUUGGUAAAAAGCAGUCUUCCAGUUAAGAUUGAUUGGAAUUCUAAACCUAGAACUAUUCAAUUUGGCGACUUCAAAUCGUAUCCUUGUGGAGGCACACAUGUUGCCAAUACUUUGGAGAUUGGAGAGAUUACAAUUCGUAAUGUUAAAAAGGAUAAAGGCAGAUUGAGAGUUGGUUAUGACAUUAAUGAAUAG